UAAAUAGGAGUUAAUUUAAAUAAAUAUUAGAUAGCAACGAGAAACAGGAAUGUUCAGACCAGAAGAAGCAGCCUGUCGCCUAAUUUGCGUGAUUGACCUCUACUAGUUAGUAAAUGAAUAGUUAGUUAAAUGAGAACCCAGAAGUGAUAAAAGGACUGGAUUCUGCUGACGUGGGGCUCACUUUAAAGUUAUCAUCGAAACAAGAAGCAAGAAGAGAAAGUAAAAAUAUAAGUUUUUUCGACAUGUCGACAGCCGUGGUGACAAAUAACGGGGUGGUCGAUGCGGAUUUGGCGGCGGCUCUGAAAGCGAAAAUGAUGCUGUCCUCGGAAAACAAUGGAGGCGGAGGGGGAGGAGAUUGGAAAGCGCAGUUAAAUCUACCCCCAAAAGAUAAUAGGAUGCGGACUAGUGAUGUCACGGAUAGGGAGGGGAAGGAAUUUGAAGAUUUUUGCUUGACGAGGGAGCUUUUGAUGGGAAUUUUCGAAAUGGGAUGGGAGAAACCAUCCCCAAUUCAAGAGGCGUCGAUCCCUAUGGCGCUCUCAGGUCGGGAUAUUUUGGCCAGGGCGAAAAAUGGAACAGGAAAGACGGGGGCGUAUUCUAUUCCCCUCCUGGAAAGGAUUGAUCCCACUUUAGAUGCAAUUCAGGGUCUGAUAGUCGUCCCUACGAGAGAACUGGCGCUACAAGUAAGCCAGAUUUGUACUGAUUUGGCCAAGCAUCUCCAAGUCAAGGUCAUGGUCACAACCGGAGGAACUGGAUUGAAGGACGAUAUCAUCCGGGUCUACCAGAAAGUUCACGUGAUAAUCGCGACUCCAGGGAGAAUAAUCGAUUUAAUGGAGAAGAAUGUAUGCAAGAUGGACCAGUGCAAAAUGUUGGUUUUGGACGAGGCGGAUAAGCUCUUAUCACAAGACUUUAAUCGGAUGUUGGAUAAGCUCAUCUCAUUCCUGCCCAACAAGAGGCAAAUUCUCCUCUUUUCUGCUACCUUCCCUAUCACGGUUGAAUCAUUUAUGAAAAAGCACGCAAUCGACCCGUACAAGAUUAACUUGAUGGACGAGCUGACGCUGAAGGGGGUGACACAAUACUACGCCUUCGUCCAGGAACGUCAAAAGGUCCACUGUUUGAACACGCUCUUUUCUAAAUUGGAAAUCAACCAGUCCAUCAUUUUCUGCAACUCGACCCAGCGCGUUGAACUCCUCGCCAAGAAGAUUACCGACCUGGGUUACGCCUGUUACUACAUUCACGCCCGGAUGAACCAAGCCGAUAGAAAUCGAGUAUUUCACGACUUUAGGAAAGGUCACUGUCGCAACCUCGUCUGCUCGGACCUGUUCACGCGAGGUAUCGACAUCCAAGCUGUGAAUGUGGUGAUAAACUUUGACUUUCCCAAGAUGAGCGAGACCUAUUUGCACCGAAUUGGGCGAUCCGGGCGAUAUGGCCACUUGGGGAUUGCCAUCAACCUUAUCACUUAUGAGGACAGGUUCAACCUUCAAAAGAUCGAGGCCGAACUUGGAACGGAGAUCAAGCCCAUUCCAAAGGAAAUCGACAAGGCCCUUUACGUCGCCUCCUUCCACCAGGACGGUGAGGAACACGGCGAAGGGAACAACAAGGAACAAAACCACGCAAAAUGAAACAACCGACACUGAACCAACCUUUCCUCCACCCAAAAUGAUUACUCUAAAAACUGCAUGCAAGCAAAUAGAAAAUUGUGUUAAAAUUUCCUCAAUUUUGUUCAUAAAAUUAGAAAUUUCCCGGUUAAAUUAUCGAAAAAGUUGCGAUUUUUUCUCAAUCUAGAAUUUACCACUGUUUCCAACUUGUCGGAAUUAAAUGCAAAACAAAUUUGCAAUUGUACAACCAUUAAUUGCAAAAACUAAAAUCCUUUGAUACGUUCUAAGAACAAUGUUAACUUAAUCGCCUCCGUCUUAAUAAUUUUCUUCUUAAUGUUAACAAGUGAAUAAUCAGUCCUGUUAGGCGAAAUUUUGCAAAAGUACCCCAGGGCUUAUCCACUCGUGGACGAAGAUAAGAAGAAACUUAUCGACGAACUGGCGACCAAUCACGAAAUUACUAUUACUUUGCUACUACAUUACUAUUUAUUACGAAUUUCGUAUUUUUUAGUAAUUUUUUGUUCCAAAAUUCAAGUAUUUUUUUCAUCAAGAAAUUUGUACAAUUUUUCUUAAAUUAUUUCAAUUGUGUCAAAAUUUUGAUCUGUUUGAAUUUUUGUGAUUCGAAAAAAAACUGUUCAAAAUUGAAAUCUUGUUUCCAAAUUCGAUGAAUAAUUCGAGAGUCAAGAAAAUAAAUUCCACUUUUAAUUGGCUUUACUUUC
Messenger RNA from Folsomia candida, 2311 nucleotides. It is a transcript of the gene me31B, whose product is annotated as ATP-dependent RNA helicase cgh-1. Gene Ontology annotation, molecular function: mRNA binding; ATP binding; RNA helicase activity. NCBI's taxonomy places the organism in Eukaryota, Metazoa, Arthropoda, Collembola, Entomobryomorpha, Isotomidae. Gene Ontology annotation, biological process: P-body assembly; cytoplasmic stress granule assembly. Gene Ontology annotation, cellular component: cytoplasmic stress granule; P-body. The record is from RefSeq and is a predicted model, not a curated record. Bases 243 to 1619 code for a protein of 458 amino acids. The transcript is spliced from 7 exons.